Brassica oleracea var. oleracea is the source of this 1029-nucleotide messenger RNA. RefSeq lists its product as uncharacterized. Lineage: Eukaryota; Viridiplantae; Streptophyta; Magnoliopsida; Brassicales; Brassicaceae. The record is from RefSeq and is a predicted model, not a curated record. The transcript is spliced from 3 exons. The coding region runs from base 1 to 1029 and encodes 342 amino acids.
AUGGUGAGAGGAUCAGCGGAAGACGGGUAUGAGCGACUGCCUUCAUAUUUGGAGCAAAUCAAGGCAGCAAAUCCGGGUUCUAUCACAGCUAUAGAACUUGAUUCUCUGAAUAGAUUUAAGUAUCUAUUUCUUGCUUUUGGAGCUUCGAUCAGAGGAUUUAAGUAUCAGAGAAGGGUCAUUGUGGUAGAUGGGACUCACCUAAGUGGGAAGUAUGGGGGUACUAUGUUGGUUGCAGCCGCACAAGACGGUAAUUUUCAGAUAUAUCCAUUGGCUUUUGGGAUCGUAGAUGGUGAGAAUGAUGAAUCUUGGGAAUGGUUUUUCACAAAAUUGGCGAGCUGUGUAUCUGAUGAGUAUCCUCUGGUGAUAGUCUCCGACAGGCACGCCUCCAUUAUAAAUGCGUGUGCUGCUUAUGCUCAUACACUUUACGAUUUUGAUCGGUACAUGGAUGAGAUACGGAGUGCAAAUCCGGAUCUUGCUGAUUAUCUGGAGGAAGCCGAUGUGACCCUAUGGUCUAGGGUUCAUUGUCAGGGAGACAGGUACAACUUAAAAACGAGCAAUAUCGCUGAAUCAAUUAACUCCGCACUGAAGCGAGCAAGAGGAUUUCCUAUUCAGUUCCUGCUGGAGUUCAUAAGGGAGAAGCUAGGAAGGUGGUACUGGAAAAGGAGAGGAGAUGCUUUGAGUCUUACAACUCAACAUAGUCGGGGUGUUGAACACUUGCUUGCUGUCCGAGAGGAGAACGCGUAUACUCUGAGAGUCCAACAAAUUGAUGGAUGGAAGUUCUUUGUGAAAGGUGGCAAUAGGGACUCUUCUUCAACGAGUAAAUCUGAAGCGGUGGGAACUUGUUUGUCCAAUAUAAGAAGGCUAGGAUCAUCACUCGGUAAGUCGGUUACAGGACUCACAAGACAGAGCUCUCUCGAGGAACUCGGCUCUGUAGUAAGACUCGGUUCUUUGGCUUCCUUCCGUCCUGCUUUCGCCCCAUUCACACUUUCACUCUGCAAUUUCGAGUUCACAGUGUUUAAAAACUAUUAA